UUCAUGCUCACACGCCCCCUUCAUUUUCUCAUACUAACCCCCCCAAAUAUAAAAGAGGAGAACUAGCUCAAUUCUACAAAAGAAGAGGGUGGAGGUAAAUUGGGAUCCAAAAAAGAAAAAAAAAAAAAGAAAAAAAAGGAAAAGGAGAGAGAAAAGAUCCGAAACAAUUAAUAAUGGCUCAUAGCGGGGAGUUGUUUCUAGGAGAGGCUGCAGGAGUUGCGGAUCCCUUUGCGUCGAUGAACGGCUUCGCGGGGAAGCGGGGGAGGCGAGGAGAGUCGACGAAAAAGAGGCGGUUCAGCGAGCAGCAGGUGCGGUCGCUGGAGACGACGUUCGAAGUGCAGGCGAAGCUGGAGCCGAAGAAGAAGGCGCAGCUGGCGCUGGAUCUGGGGCUGCAGCCGCGCCAGGUCGCCAUCUGGUUCCAGAACAAGCGCGCCCGCUGGAAGUCCAAGCAGCUCGAGCACGAAUUCGCCGCAUUGCGCGCCGACCACGACGCCCUCUUCGCCGCCGUCGAGGCCCUCCGCAGGGAGAAGCAGAUCCUCCUCAGACAGUUGCAGAAGUUGAAGGAAUUGCUCGAGAAGCAAACAGAGGAGAACGAAAAGGAUGGCGGAUCCAGUAACGGUGGCAAUCGAGCCAUCGCGGCAUCGAGAGAAGGGUCGGCGAACGAAAAUGUAUUGAACUCAGAGCAUGGAGAGAUAAAGCUGAGCUGUGUAGCGCAAGAAGAAGAUGCAGGAUUGUUGUAUAUGGGAGAGCCUGAGGUUAGUGGGUGCCUCACUUCAAUAGGAGAACAACAACAACAACAGUGUGGUUUCAACUGCAGUAGCUCUCCUGAGAAUUGUACUACUACUACUACUACUACUACCUCUGAGUGGUGGGAGUUUUGGCCUCUGACUGAAUUAAACCCUGUAGCUUGAGAAGGGAGAUGAGUUUGAUGUUUGUAAUUAAGGAUGGAGUGUUCUUGCAGAAUAGACCUAGUGGGGCUUUUUUAUUUUUGAGAUGAAUCUUCGCGAAAUUAAAAAAAAAAAAAAAAAAAAAAAGCAAAAA
Messenger RNA from Ananas comosus (pineapple), 1041 nucleotides. RefSeq names its product homeobox-leucine zipper protein HOX24-like. The record is from RefSeq and is a predicted model, not a curated record. Gene Ontology annotation, cellular component: nucleus. The transcript is spliced from 2 exons. Gene Ontology annotation, molecular function: sequence-specific DNA binding; DNA-binding transcription factor activity, RNA polymerase II-specific. NCBI's taxonomy places the organism in Eukaryota, Viridiplantae, Streptophyta, Magnoliopsida, Poales, Bromeliaceae. Bases 174 to 911 code for a protein of 245 amino acids. Gene Ontology annotation, biological process: positive regulation of DNA-templated transcription.